UACGCACACACGCGCUCACACUGCCAGGGUGUGUCCAACCUCUAUAAAAUCUCUGCAAGAUCAUUUUGCAUCAUGUGAGACGCUGUAUCGUUGGAUUUUCUCCUAAAAUUGACUACAGUACGUCGUUUGACGCAGUUUGCUACCACGUGCACGCUGCCUAAAAGGAUUACAGGUGUUGGGUGUGCAGCUAGCUAUCCGAGUUGCAGCGCUAGCAACAGACUUUACGCAGACUGCAGCGCCUCUUUUUUUAUCUUAGACGGACGAUCUUCAUAAUUCGCUAUGCGGAUGCAAAGAGGGACGACGCCGAAGUACAUGGAGACGUCGGUGUCCAUGAAGAACGCGUGCGCGCUGAACGCGUGGCAGGAGAAGGAGCUCCGACACAAGCUGGACGCCAUGGACCAGAUGUACCGCCAGGAGUCACAGGAACUCAACAAGUACAAGCAGUCCCUCAACACCAUGUCUCACAGCAUGCAGACGUUCCUACGCGAGGGGACCCACUACUGGACCAACUACGUGUCUCCGAACUGGCCCUGGGACUCGAUCCCCCCGCCCAAGUUCGUGGUGGACAGCCCGGGUGUCACCGACCGGUACGGCACGGGCGGUCUGGCCGGGGUUCGCGUCUCCAUCCCCGUCACUAGGAAGAAGAAGAGGAACCCUGCACAGCAGAGCAGGGCUGAGCAGCGCAAGGCUUCCCUCCCGAUGAUCGCGCCCAACCCUGCCGCCUUGGCUGCGGCGCAGAAAGCAGCUGCGAACGGCGGCGGUGGCGACAUCGUGGUCGCAGACCCGACCGCGGGCAUGCGGGUAACCCUAACCGCGCCUACCCCCAGCCUUCCCCGUAUGCAUAGCCGCGGCCCGAACCUCAACACCCCGAAGACCAUCGCAGCUAUACCCCCUCAAGGAGACGGUUCUACUAUCUAUAUGGUUCCUGAAGACGAGGAGGUUGGGGAUUUACAAGGACAAGGCAAGAAGCCUACUACAAAAGCCAAAGACCCGCUGUCGAAACUCAGAUUUCUGCAGGAUCGUUGGACGAAGAAGGACGCCAGCGACAGAGACUCGACGGAAGACGACGCGGAGAGUAUCGGAGGGAAGACCACGCGAACCACCCGGACGACGAAGUCGCAACUGCGGCAGAAGAUGCGGUUAGAAUACGAGGCUCGCGUGAAGGCACGGAAGCAGAAGUCAGAGUGUUCGGAAGACGAAGAGGCCGAGGCGGCUGCAGAGUUUGUCACCGAGUACAAGACUUUAAUGAACUGUAGGUAUCUACGGCAUCCCCCAACUAGCGUCCCGAAACACUACACAAUUCUAGGGGUAAAAAUCCAAUGUGCUGCAUAUUAACGUUACUGGGAACAUCUUUUAAGUUAAAAAAAAUCUUUAUGGACAACUGUACGCACAUAUAAGACGCAAAAUUUGUGUACUUUAUAUUUUAGAACCAAGUGCUCGUUCCCCAUCCCUGUAACUAAGCAACUAAUUCAAUAUAGGAACCACCUGUAGAAAAAAUGCAUGUUAUGCCAAGCCACACUAAUGGGAUUUACUACCACUACAUUGUUGUAUUUUAGUUGUCACUUUAAAAAUUAUGGCUUUUUCAUCGUGCUAUUCUGCACCGAGACAGCUUUCAGUGGUGGUCCUGUAAACAAGGUAGUAACAUUACCCUCGGCGUCAAUACGACCGGGGCCACCCGAUCUGUUUUGCACGCCUGGCCGGGGUAACGCGACCCGGGCCGGGCCGUAUCACAACUCCGCUAGGGUCGGGCCGUGUCCCGGCCACUACAAUAAGAGGUCCUGAAACUAGGCAAAGGUCUAGCCUGACCCUUUGUUUUGCUGAAAAUCGGGUUAAGGCUUGAGUUAUUCCUUAGGAAACAGCAUCCUACCCCGAGAGCAAUAACAACGCCAUUUUAUACUCACCUGGCCAGAAAAAAUAGCAAAUAAAACUUAUCUUAAAACAACAAGAAUGAAAAGUUGUGUAAACACUUGCUUCUGGCAUAUGUAUACUAGUCUAAGGGACAGUUGAGGUCUAGAAUACCUCAACAAAUGAUUCGCUUAAAGCUUAAAAAACACUUUAUAGACAUAAGUCUUUUAAGGUUUUGUCUUACAUUGUGGUCUAUCUAGCAUCGUCCAAUGUUUUUAUGUGAUGAGUUGUUAGAAGCCUUUUAAGACAAUGCUUUAGACUUGAAAUAUCGUAGUUUUAUGUAAUAAGAAAUAAUGUCAGUAAUUGUUGCAGUAUGCUGCUUUUGACGACAUGACUUUUC
This is a messenger RNA of Branchiostoma belcheri (Belcher's lancelet), 2245 nucleotides long. RefSeq lists its product as uncharacterized. The record is from RefSeq and is a predicted model, not a curated record. NCBI's taxonomy places the organism in Eukaryota, Metazoa, Chordata, Leptocardii, Amphioxiformes, Branchiostomatidae. The transcript has 2 exons. The coding region runs from base 280 to 1335 and encodes 351 amino acids.